CGACAUUCGGUGUAUAUAAGCGCGGUAGGAAGCGAGUAUUGAGACAAGGCAAGAUGAAGCUCACCUUUGUCUUCGUUUUGGUCUUUGUGACUCUUGCCAGUGGUAUACCAAGACCCCCACCACCCCCAAGAGAUGGUCGAUCACCACUACCCCCAAGAGAUGGACAAUCGCCCCUACCACUAAUAGAUGGGCAAUCAUCACCACCUCCAAGAGAUGGAAGAUCUCCACCACCACUCACAGAUGGACAAUCGCCCCUACCACUAGGAGAUGGUCAAUCACCACCACCGUUUCCACCCCCUAGAAGACCUCGUCAAGCACCAACAGGACAGUCCCUACCACCACCUAUAGAUGGCCAGUCUCUACCACCACUGAUAGGUGGACAAUCCCCACUACCUCCAAGAGAUGGAAGAUUUCGAAAACCUCCAAGAGAUGGUCGAUCACCACCACCACUGAGAGAUGGACAAUCGCCCCUACCACUGCGAGAUGGUCAAUCACCACCACCGUUUCCACCCCCUAGAAGACCUCGUCAAGCACCAACAGGACAGUCCUUACCACCUCCUAUAGAUGGCCAGUCUCUACCACCACUGAUAGGUGGACAAUCCUCACCACCUCCAAGAGAUGGAAGAUUUCGACAACCUCCAAGAGAUGGUCGAUCACCACCACCACUGAAAGAUGGACAAUCGCCCCUACCACUCCGAGAUGGUCAAUCACCACCACCGUUUCCACCCCCUAGAAGACCUCGUCAAGCACCAACAGGACAGUCCCUACCACCACCUAUAGAUGGCCAGUCUCUACCACCACUGAUAGGUGGACAAUCCUCACCACCUCCAAGAGAUGGAAGAUUUCGACAACCUCCAAGAGAUGGUCGAUCACCACCACCACUGAGAGAUGGACAAUCGCCCCUACCACUAAUAGAUGAACAAUCACCACAACCUCCAAGAAAUGGUCGAUCACCCCCACCACUGAUAGAUGGACAAUCGCCCCUACCACUCCGAGAUGGUCAAUCACCACCACCGUUUCCACCCCCUAGAAGACCUCGUCAAGCACCAACAGGACAGUCCCUACCACCACCUAUAGAUGGACAGUCGCUACCACCACCGAGAGAUGGACAAUCGCCACUCCCUCCUAGAGAUGGACGAUCACCACCACCUCCUAGAGCUGGUCAGUCGCUACCACCCCUUAGAGACGGUAGAUCCUCACCACCCCCAAGAGAUGGGCAGUCACAGCUAAGCGUUUAAGUUAGGCAACUUUGUAUGUUUUCUUUAGCGAAUAAUAAAAAUCAAACCUACUGGUUUAUGAUAUUAAUUUUUUUUUCUUCUUUUCUUUGUAAUUAAUUGAUCGUAUCACUGUUAAAUUUUAAUCAAUAAAUUUUCUUUCAAAAC
This is a messenger RNA of Biomphalaria glabrata, 1382 nucleotides long. RefSeq lists its product as uncharacterized. NCBI's taxonomy places the organism in Eukaryota, Metazoa, Mollusca, Gastropoda, Planorbidae. The transcript is spliced from 2 exons. The record is from RefSeq and is a predicted model, not a curated record. The coding region runs from base 54 to 1238 and encodes 394 amino acids.